Molecule: messenger RNA, 828 nt
Organism: Pterocles gutturalis (yellow-throated sandgrouse)
Lineage: Eukaryota; Metazoa; Chordata; Aves; Pterocliformes; Pteroclidae
Gene: TMEM164
Product: transmembrane protein 164
Exons: 4
Coding region: 10-456 (148 amino acids)
Source: RefSeq, a predicted model, not a curated record
AGGUUGCAGAUGCAUAUGCUGAACGGGGCACUCUUGGCAUUGCUGUUUCCUGUUGUUAAUACCCGCCUGCUUCCAUUCGAAAUGGAAGUUUAUUACAUCCAGCAUGUGAUGCUUUAUGUGGUGCCCAUCUAUCUGCUGCGGAAAGGAGGUGUCUACACUCCAGAACCACUCUGCAAUUUCUGGUGGGCUCUUUUAUCCACGGGGUUUAUGUUUGUCUAUCAUUUUAGCAUCUUGCAGAUUCUGGGAUUGGUUACAGAAGUGAAUUUGAACAACAUGUUGUGCCCAGCCAUCUCGGAUCCUUUUUAUGGGCCCUGGUAUCGAAUCUGGGCAUCUGGACAUCAGACUGUCAUGACCGUGACUCAUGGGAAGCUUAUAACCCUCCUGUUUUACAGUGCUGGCCCCGUCUUUAAAUAUACCAUGAACUUGCUUAGACUCCCAGCGAAGAAAAUAGACUGAACUUUCUCCCCAUGGAAUAGUAUUUACAGGAAGCAGAGAUACUUAUACUGGAAAACAAAGAGGAGGGGUGAGAGGCCGAUGUGUUUAUAUUUCUCCCCAUGGUUUAUUGCCUCAAAAACACCUCUGUAAUCAAGUGAGGGUUUUUUUUAACUGCUGUUUCUCACUGCCUAUUGCCAAUGGCAAAAUUAGUGGCCUUAUUCUGGAAAAGGUUCGUGUUUUAUACAUUUUGUGUAGAUUACAGUAGAAUCUUGCUAAGCUACUGUUUAAAAUUAGGCCAGGAUCUGUCCACAUUCCAGCAAAGAGAGUGGCAGUGCUACCUCAUUUUGACUUAUUUUCCAUUUACACCUAUAGGAUAGGAAAUAAAGCAGAAUU